Messenger RNA from Rhizophagus irregularis DAOM 181602=DAOM 197198, 471 nucleotides. RefSeq lists its product as uncharacterized. The record is from RefSeq and is a predicted model, not a curated record. Lineage: Eukaryota; Fungi; Glomeromycota; Glomeromycetes; Glomerales; Glomeraceae.
AUGUCAUCAAAAAAUAAUUACGAACAAAGAACUCUACACGUUCAAAAAAUACCUCAAAACCUUCGCCCAGACUGUAAGGAAAUGAACGACUACAAUAAAGUAAAAGAGGUGUCAUCAAAAAAUAAUUACAAACAAAGAACUCCACAUGUUCAAAAAAAACCUCAAACCCUUCGCCCAGACUGUAAGGAAACGAACGACUGCAAUAAAGUAGAAGAAGUGUCAUCAAAAAAUAAUUACGAACAAAGAACUCCACACGUUCAAAAAAAACCUCAAAACCUUCCCCCAGGCUGUAAGGAAACGAACGACUGCAAUAAAAUAAAAGAGGUUAUUGACAAUUUUCAUGAAAACCCCAUAAAACAGAAUAAGGUUAAUCAAUUUUCUAUUUUCAAUGCAAAAUUUACUUUAAACAAUGUCUCUAGCAAAUUAGAAGACGAUUUAUCAAAAAUUCUUUCAGAAAACUUAUAUAAUUAG